This is a messenger RNA of Juglans regia (Persian walnut), 1326 nucleotides long. RefSeq names its product L-lactate dehydrogenase A-like. The coding region runs from base 82 to 1134 and encodes 350 amino acids. Gene Ontology annotation, cellular component: cytoplasm. Gene Ontology annotation, molecular function: L-lactate dehydrogenase (NAD+) activity. Gene Ontology annotation, biological process: carboxylic acid metabolic process. The transcript is spliced from 2 exons. The record is from RefSeq and is a predicted model, not a curated record. NCBI's taxonomy places the organism in Eukaryota, Viridiplantae, Streptophyta, Magnoliopsida, Fagales, Juglandaceae.
AAACCCCCACAAAUCCUAAAACAGUGGAAAAACCAUUCUCUCUCUCUCUCUCUCUCUCUCUUUCCAGCUUUCGCUGUCACUAUGCACAAGACUUCUUCUUCCUCAUCCCUGGGUCCAGGAGGACUGGACCUUACCCAGGCCUUCUUCAAGCCCAUCCACAGCGCCGCUCCUCCCUCCCCUACCAAGCGCCACACCAAGAUCUCCGUCAUUGGUGCUGGCAACGUCGGCAUGGCCAUUGCCCAGACCAUCCUCACUCAAGAUCUCGCCGAUGAGCUCGCCCUCGUCGACGCCAAGCCCGACAAGCUCCGCGGCGAGAUGCUCGACCUCCAGCACGCCGCUGCCUUCCUCCCCCGCACCAAAAUCCUCGCCUCCGUCGACUACGAAAUCACCGUCGGAUCGGAUCUCUGCAUCGUCACGGCCGGGGCCCGCCAGAUCCCCGGCGAGUCUAGGCUGAACUUGAUUCAGAGGAACGUGUCUUUGUUCCAGAACAUCAUACCCCCGCUCGCGCGGUACUCCCCGGAAUCCAUCCUGCUGAUCGUUUCCAAUCCCGUGGAUGUGCUGACUUACGUGGCGUGGAAGCUGUCUGGAUUCCCUUCGAAUCGCGUCAUUGGGUCGGGCACUAAUUUGGAUUCGUCCAGAUUUCGUUUCCUCAUCGCGGAUCAUCUCGAUGUCAAUGCUCAGGAUGUGCAGGCAUACAUAGUUGGGGAGCAUGGCGAUAGCUCGGUGGCACUAUGGUCGAGCAUAAGCGUCGGUGGCGUGCCGGUGUUGAGCUUCCUAGAAAAACAACAAAUCCCCUACGAAAAGGAAACCUUGGUGAACAUUCACAAAGCGGUCAUAGGUGGUGCGUACGAAGUGAUCAGCCUCAAGGGAUACACUUCAUGGGCAAUUGGAUACUCGGUGGCUAACCUGGCUCGGUCCAUACUUAGGGACCAGAGGAAGAUCCACCCCAUCUCGGUCCUUGCAAAGGGGUUCUAUGGUGUCGAAGGUGGGGACGUGUUCCUGAGCUUGCCAGCCCAGCUUGGUAGGGGUGGGGUGCUGGGUGUCACCAAUGUGCAUCUCACGGACGAGGAGGCGCAACAGCUGAGGGACUCGGCUAAGACCAUCCUUGAGGUCCAAAACCAGCUAAAUAUAUGACCAGACAUAAAUCUCAGUGGACUGGCCUGGUCUGGCACCUAACUUUUGAUUUGCAUUUGCGCGUGUAUUUUGGCUUAUUGCGCUUUGGUUUUUUCAGCCAUUAGGAAUCGGCAUGUCAUAUGGAUCACUUUAUUUAGUCUUGGGCUUGCUACUUAUUUUAAUAUAAAUCAGUUUUCGAUUUCCUAUUUUCAA